CAACGUGGAAACAACUUUGAUUCAACCAGUGUGUGCCCAGCGGGCUAUUUCUUGACAGAAGAAAAUAGGCAAUACUUUACAUCUUCUCUUACAUAUUACCUGAACCUGACCAACUAACCAUAAUGAAGCUACUGGACAUUACUGUAUCAGAAAAACCCAGCCUGUGGAUAUUCGGAUAUGGCUCAUUAGUCUGGAAACCAGACUUCAAACACAAGAGAAACUACGUCGGCUAUAUCAAAGGAUUUAGUAGACGCUUCUGGCAUGGGGACAAUUUUCAUCGAGGAGACAAAAACUUGCCAGGUAGAGUGGUGACUUUAGUGGAAGAUCAUGAUGCUUGCACCUGGGGGAUAGCCUACGAGGUCACCGACUCCCAAAUGGAGGAGUCUCUGCAGUAUCUGAAUGUGAGAGAGGCUGUGCUGGGGGGCUACGCCACCAAGGUGGUGGAGUUCACUCCCAGAGAGAAGUGCCAAGGGUCUCUGCUUGCCCUGGUCUACAUCGCCACCUCUGACAACCCCAUAUAUCUUGGGCCUGCCACUCCCACAGAGAUAGCUGCUCAGAUUGCCAUCUGCAGAGGCAACACGGGCCACAACAUAGAGUACCUCCUUCGCCUGGCUGAGUUCAUGAGGCUGUACUGUCCUGAGGUAGAGGAUGACCAUCUCUUCUCCAUAGAGGCAGCCGCCCUGGCUCUGCUCAUCUGAACUACCAGGGCCAGGGAUACUCACAUCAGACCAACGAUACGACCACUCAAUGCUACGACACGCGCAACCCUGCUUGUUAAUAUGAUCAAUGUGAAGACAAUGACAAUAUGAAGAGAGUGCGAGUCACUAUAAAAAGGGUCAACAUGUCAUGAUCACUGUUUUUGUUGUCCAUUGUCUGUGAACGCCCAUGACAUUGAAAUGUUUUAAGUUAAUGGGCAAUGAGAUUACAAGUACGGUGCUGUAUGUUUCUCUACAAGGUGUGUAAAGGGAAAUCUGAAAUUAUUAUAUUUCCUGCAAUCUUGUGCAAAAAUGGUGACAGAAUUCACCUUAACCUUUCCCAGUAACUUGGUUAAUAAGGACUAUGUUUGUACACAAAUCUGCUUUCUAGUAUA
This is a messenger RNA of Oncorhynchus nerka (sockeye salmon), 1090 nucleotides long. Its product is annotated as glutathione-specific gamma-glutamylcyclotransferase 1-like. Gene Ontology annotation, biological process: glutathione catabolic process. The transcript is spliced from 3 exons. The coding region runs from base 123 to 698 and encodes 191 amino acids. The record is from RefSeq and is a predicted model, not a curated record. Gene Ontology annotation, molecular function: glutathione specific gamma-glutamylcyclotransferase activity; gamma-glutamylcyclotransferase activity. Gene Ontology annotation, cellular component: cytoplasm. NCBI's taxonomy places the organism in Eukaryota, Metazoa, Chordata, Actinopteri, Salmoniformes, Salmonidae.